Molecule: messenger RNA, 7133 nt
Organism: Monodelphis domestica (gray short-tailed opossum)
Lineage: Eukaryota; Metazoa; Chordata; Mammalia; Didelphimorphia; Didelphidae
Source: RefSeq, a predicted model, not a curated record
AUGGAGCUGCCCUUAGUGGGUGUUCUUUUGGCCUGCCUCUCCGUAGGUCAGUUCCACUGUGUCAGCGACACACGGAGCAUACGCCAAACUUCAGAGCUCCUUCGAGCCCCCAAACCACCCCACCCCCUACCCAACAGAAAAGUGUCUGGAGUUCCGAGAGCAAUGUGUAAUUCGAUCUCUAGGGACCGAGGAUCCAGGAUUUCUCAGGGACUCCGCUGCCAAUGGCCAGAGCUCAACUGUAGGCAGCUGCAGCUGCGGCCCCACUUUUCGGCCGAGGACUCCCGGUGUAGCGGCUCCCACUCCCCCCUCGCCCGCCCCUUCCCCUCCCUCCCCAACCCCCUCCCCCUUUCCUUGGAAGCGCUGAGUAAGCCCGUGGCCCCAGAGGGUAGGGACGAGGCGCUGCGGGAGCCGAGCUGGUGGCAUGUCCGAGUCCAGCUACAAGUGCCCCGAAGCUGCAACCGCCCCUGCGAGAACACAGGUAUUGUGAAAACCAUUGUUAAACCUCCACAAAAAUGGACAAGGAAAAGGACUCAUAUUAACAUUGUCAUCAUUGGGCAUAUAGACUCUGGCAAGUCCGCCACUACUGGUCAUCUCAUCUACAAAUAUGGUGGAAUUGAUAAGAGAACCAUUGAGAAGUUUGAGAAGGAGGCUGCUGAGAUGGGAAAGGGCUCCUUCAAAUAUGCCUGGGUCUUAGAUAGGCUGAAGGCUGAACAUGAACAUAGUAUCACUAUUGAUAUCUUCCUGUGGAAAUCCGAGAUCAGCAAGUAUUAUGUGACCAUUAUUGAUGCUCUGGGACACAGAGAAUUUAUGAAGAACAUGAUUACAGACACAUCUCAGGCUGACUGUCCUGUUCUGAUUGUUGCUACCGGUGUGGGUGAAUUUGAAGCUGGUAUCUCAAAGAAUGGGUAGACCCAUGAGGAUGCCCUUCUGGCUUAUACAUUAGGUAUGAAACAACCAAUUGUUGGCAUCAACAAAAUGGAUUCUAUUGAGCCCCCCCCCCCCCAUAGCCAGAAGAGAUAUGAGGAAACUGUUAAGGAAGUUAGUACCUAUAUUAAGAAAAUUGGCUAUAAUCCUGACAUAGUAGCUUUUGUGCCAAUUUCAGGUUGGAAUGGUGAUAACAUGUUGGAAUCAAGCUCUAAUAUGCCUUGGUUCAAGGGAUGGAAAGUCACCUGUAAGGAUGACAAUGCUAAUGAAACUACAUUACUUGAAGCUUUGGAUUGCAUCCUUCCACCAACUUGUCCAACAGAUAAGUUCCUUCAUUUACCCCUCCAAGAUGUCGACAUGAUUGGUGAUAUUGGUACAGUACCUGUUGGCCAUGUGGAAACUGGUGUUCUAAAACCAGGAAUGGUGGUCACCUUUGCCCUAGUCAAUGUUACAACUGAAGUAAAAUUUCUUGAAAUGCACCAUGAAGUUUGGAGUGAGGCUCUGCCUGGGGAUAAUGUUGGUUCUAAUGUUAAGAACAUGUCUGUCAAAGAUGUCCACCAUGGAAACGUGGCUGGGAGCUUUUUAUGGGCCUAAGUCUUGUUGAGGGUCUUUGGAUCCAAGGGUCUCAGGAUGUCACACAUAUGUGUGUAUACACACACACACAUACAUACACACGUACAACCACUUCCUCAGAUAUCUAUUUUGCUAUUUUGGACAAAUGAGUUUCUUUUCUACUUGCUAUAUUUGGUCAUAAUUGGUUUUGAAUUUAUAUUAGAUGCGAAAAGGGUCAUGCUUUGAAUAUAGAGGUUGGUGUUCUUCUAUUCUUCCCAAAAUGAAAAAGUAAAGUUCUUUUCUUGACUCUGACUAUGUAUCCUCCACUAAUAAUAAUAUUUAAGAGAUAGACAUAAUUCUAGGCUGGUAUAUCUUCUCUCUGGGAAAGACAGAGUAGCCUUUGGCCUCAAUGUUUUGCAACCCUUCUUGGCAGAAAUUAAAGUCUCCACUGGAGAGAAGUGAGGGGAUAGGAGGCUAGAGAGUUAUAACAUCACCACCAUCUAAAAUAUUAAGAACCUCUGCUCUAAAGGAAGUUUUUAGGGUAUGAAGUUUGUCCUUGUAGACAAGAAGAUUUGGAUCUGAAUCUUGCUUCCCACAAUUGCUGGCUAUGACUAUGUGCAAGUCUUUUAACCUUUAAGUAUUGUGAAUGAACUUCUAGGAUUCUUUUUUUUUUUUUUUGUCAAAGAGGCCUAUGCAGGGAGAUUCCAAUUUGGAUAAAAUUGCAGGUUUGGAUCACAUUGCUCUCUCCCAACACCCCAACAAAAGCAAAACAAAAGAAAGCAACAAAACCUGAUGUAGUCUUUCUAGGCUCUUUGUUGUUUCCCCAUGACUAGAAAUGACUGACAGUCCACCAGGUUGCUUUCAUCUAGAAACCUCCCCCCCCCCCCAAGAUGACAGAAAUAAGUGCUUUGCAAUAAAGCUGAAAAUUGAAUUGAGAGGCAGGGCAGAAGUCCUCUGGCAUUGCCAUGACUAUCUAUACUCAUAAAUAUUGAUUGAUGUUUUGCUAGAAGGUUGUUUUUUAUUGUGCUAAACUUUGCAAGAUGGAAGUCUCCUUCACAUAGAAGUUUGGACAUCAAGCACCUACUUAGAAAAGUGACAAGUUGACUAACUGAUUGAUUGUGAAGAAUGUUGAAGUGAUAUCUUUCUUCUUCAAAGGUAAAAGGAAAAAUUUUUAUAGGUUUGCCAGCAUAAUUAAUGGACAUCAUUGUGAUGCCAGAAAAUGUUGCUUUCCAUGGCACCUAGACUUUAUUUUGGGAUGACUUAUAUGUGUUAUAGCUGUUGGUGUAAGUUUUCCAUUUUGUCUUAUUAAGUUGUCUUUCUCCUAAAUUAGGCAGGAUGCUUUUUGCCAUGUGAUCAAAAUUGGCCAAAUAAUGCAAAUAUUGUUUUUUUUAAAAUAGACUUACCUGUUAAAAAAGACAAAAUAAAAAUACAAAAUAGGGAGUAAAGUUUUUAUCAUUUAAAAGUGUUGCCAAACGACUUAAUAAACUAACCAAUGUGAUAGAGGCAUAGAGAGAGAGAGGACUUGUAAGCCAAGAUGCAAGAACCAUCUUGGCUUACAAGUCCCCUCUCUCUCUAUGCCUCUAUCACACCAAGAAAAAAAAUAUUUUGUGUUUGUUCCUUUCCAAGUAUAUUUGUAAUUCUGUUACUUUUGCAUAGUUUAAACUUGCCUUCAUGAUAGAUACAUUUGUAUUUGGUUUUAUUUUGAGGGUAGGGGAAGAGAACAUGAGGGUCUGGUCCUAUGAUGCCAAUGAUGCAGGGCAUUCCUCAGAAAGAAAUUCUCACCAUUGGCUCAGAUUAGUAGAACAUCUGUAAUUAAGAGUCUUAGAGCUUUGUCUGGAGCAUUGAGAGACUGGAGUAACUUAAGCAGAGUCAUAUAACUAAUAGGUGUUAGAGGCAAGAUUUGAACUCUUGUUUUCCUGACUCUUAAAGAUCGUCCCUCUAUUCAAAUCACAAAACAGGAAUAUUAGAAGGCAAUAAUUGUCUAAAAGAAGCUUGGCAAGAUAUCUAGUAAGUAGAGUCACUCCAAGUUGAAAAAAAGAAACUACAGACAGAAGAAAAAUGGAAAAGCCUGGGAAAACUAUUAUAAUUGUUUUCUUUAUCAAGUUUGGUGGAACCACCAUACUUGGACCUCAAAAUUCACUGUCCUUGAGGUGCUUACAGAAGAAGUAGAAGUAGCACUAAAGAGAAAAAAGAUUAGAAAGUCAUUGAUCAAGUAAAGAAAGAAGAGAUUCAUGCUGGAGAUAUUACAAUUGGAAGAGUUUUGAGGAACCAAUAAAUCCUGGGUAUCUAAAGGAGGAGAAGAUAACAAACAGCAUGGAAAUAAUCUUGGACAUUAUUAAACAAAAAAAGGAACUUAGAUUAUCAGUUACUAUUGAUCUAUAUCUCUACUCUCCCAUUUAUACAAAAUCAUUGAAGGUCAUGUCUUUCCUAGUUCAUUUUAGUUACUUCAUGUAGAUACCAAUUGAGGACAUCCUUGAAGAGGAUAAUUAGUGGAGAAUCAAUAUACAAAUAUAUCAAUAAUGAACCACAUAUUUGCCAUCUUUCUAGUGGCUGAAAAGUUUAGAAUAUACUAUAGCAUCACUCUGUGCUUAUUGUUGAUUAUGAAAAAAAUUAUUGGAUAGUACAAGAUGAUGCCUUAUACAUGCUUUUAUAACACAAGAGUCUCUCAACCAUUUAUCAUUCAGGUUUUCUUGGAAGGUGUAAUAACAGAAACAAACCUAUUUGGAGACUCUUUGAUAAUAAAUAUUAGGCAAGAUACAGGGAGAUAGAUGCAUGUUUUUGUCAAAAGUAUUUGGCAAAGUUAUGGAAAUGGAGGAGAAACAGUACAGAGUUCACAAUGAGAAAGGAUUCCUGGCAGACAGUAAGGUUUUUCAGAUGUUCAUUUGUGGAUGACAUUCUAUUUAUUUCUUUAAGCUCUAAGAUAAUAUAGAAUUUCCUUGAAGAAAUGUCCAAACAUUCAAAAGAAUUUGGUCUGUCCAUUUACAUAGGAAAGACUAAAUAAAUGAAGAAUAUCUCUUGUCCAUUUUUAAUAUGGAUCUGAUUGGACACCCUCUAGAGCAUUCCUCUAGUAUCUUAGGUAAAGAGUAAGAAAUAUAGUAGAUUAAGCCUAGAGUUGAAAAAGGAAAAGGUGAACAGGCUAGAUUGCUUUAGAGAAAUUGCAAGACACUUUUACUGAUCCCAUUCUUCCCAUAGUUUUAGUGUAAACAUAUUACUAGUAUUACUAUAUGGCAGAAAGACUUGAAUCUCUUCUGCCUUUAAAUAACUAAAGAUGAACAUCCCAUAAAAGGAAAAUCAAUGAUUUUCCUGCCUUUAGUUUCUCUCUACUUUGACAUAUCCAUUAGGGUAGCUAAGGGUUAUGGCAUAUAUAGUGGCAAACCUAGAAUCAGAAAGAUCUGAAUUCCAUUCUGAUUUCAUACACUAGUUGUUUGAUCUUGGGCAAGACACUUAACCUCUAUGUCUGUUUCUUCAAGCAUGAAAUGGGGAUAUUAACAGCACCUUGGAGAUAGAUGCUAGGAGCUUAGAAGGCAUACAGUAGGUGCUAUUUAAAUGAUUAUUCCUUUCCCUUUCCUACUUCCUUCACACAAUUUCAAAAAUAACUUCCUAAAAUAUGUCUGAUUAGGUUUCUUAUCUGCUCAAAAGCUGAUAGUGAGCUAAAAUAAAUAAUAUAAAUGUCUUAGCUUGGCAUUUAAACCCACUACAAUCAGUAUCCAACAUACUUGUCUUAUCUUAUUACUUCACAAACUAGAUUGUUGGGUGUUCUCCUUAUUUAAUAGACCAUCUUUUGUUUUAAUGUAUCUACACAGGUUGACCACCAUCAUAGUUGUAAUUGUCUUUUGCUCCCUCAUCUCCACCUUCAAAUUCCCCAUCUUCCCUAAAGGCUCAGUUCAGCUGCCACCUCCUAAUAAAGCCUUUACCUUAGCUGAAGGUUUUAUCUCUCUCCUCCAAUAUUCCUGGAUCAUGUAAUACAGUGAAAAGGGCAUUGACUUCAGAAUCAGAAGACCUGUGUACAAAUCCCAUCUAUGACUUUUAAUGCUUGUAGGACCUUAAAUUUUUUGUUCUGGCUUCCAUCCAUAAAAGGAAUAAUACUGAAAAAUGUUUUACAUAAUUGCACCUGUAAAAUAUGUAUCAGACUUCUUACCAUCUCAGCAUGGGGUGGGGGGAGAGGAAGGAAGGAGGGAGAGAAUUUUAUUUUUAUUAUAAAGAUAUUUUAUUUUAUCAAUUACAUAUAAUUACAUGUAACAAAUUUCUACAUAAGUUUUCUGAAAUGAUCCAAAUUGUCUCCUUCUCCCUCCUGCAUCCUGGAGUUGCCAAGCAAUUUGAUCUGGGUUAUAUAUGUAUUAUCAUGCAAGCCAUGUUUUUAUAUUGAUCAUUUUAUAAGAAAAUAAUCUUAUAAAACAAAAACCUUAAUAAACUAAGUGAAAAAUCACAUAUUUCAUCUGCAUUCUGACUCCAACAGUUCUUUCUCUGGAUAUGGAUAGCAUUCUUUUUUCAUACAAUUCUCAGAGUUGUCUUGAUCAUUAUAUUGCCGAGAGCAGCUAAAUCAAUCACAGUUGAUCAUUCUAUAAUAUUGCUGUUACUAUAUGCAAUUCUCUUGAUUCUGAUUAUUUCACUUUGCAUCAGUUUAUGUAGGUCUUACUAGCUCUUUCUGAAAUCAUCCUGUUCAUCAUUUCUUAUAGCACAAUAGUUUUCCAUCACCAUAAUCUACCACAAUUUGUUUAGCCAUUUCCCAAUUGAUGGACAUCCCUUCAAUUUCCAAUUCUUUGCUACCACAAAAAGAGCAGUUGUAAAUAUUUUUGUACAAGUUUGUCCUUUUCUCUCUUUUUGGCAUACAGAUCUAGUAGUGGUAUUACUGGGUCAAAGGAAGGAUAUGUAUUGUUUGGGCGUAGUUCCAAAUUGCCCUACAGAAUGGUUGGAUCUGUACACAAUUCUACUGGCAUUAUCACUUUCUUUAACUGUCAUAUUUACCAAUCUGAUAGAUACUAGGUGUUAAUUUAGGUACUUUAAUUUGCUUUUCUCUAAUCAAGAGGGACUAAGAACAUUUUAUAUGAUAAUUGGUAGCUUUGAUUUUUCAUCUGAAAAGUGUUUAUUCACAUGUCAAUUUAAUAUAGUCAAAUUAUCUUAUAUCUGGUAAUGUUCUUUAUCUCUUGUUUAGACAUAAAUUCUCCCCUUCUCCAUAGUUCUGAUAUGUUAGCUAUUCUAUGUUCACAUAAUUUACUUAUGGUAUCACCCUCUAUGUUUAAAUCAUAUGCCCAUUAUGACCUUAUCUUGGUUUAGGGCAUGAGAUCUUGGCCUAUACCUAAUUUUUGCCAUAUUGUUUUCCAGUUUUCCCAAAAGUUGUUGUCAAAUAGUGGGUUCUUAUACCAAAAGCUUGGAUCCUUAGAUUUCUCAAACACUAUAUUAUAGCAAAGGUUAUUUACUCUGAAUCUAUUCAGUGGAUCCACCAUUCUAUUUCUUAGCCAGUACCAGGUUGUUUUGAUGAUUAUUGCUUCAUAGAAUGAUAUAAGAUUGCUAGGCCACUGUCCACAUUUUCCCCCCAUUAAUUCCCUUGAUAUUGUUGAUUUUUUGCUCUUCUAGAUAAAUUUUGUUAUUAUUUUUUCUAAUUAUAUAAAAUAGAUUUUUGGUUGUUUGAUUGGUAUAGCACUGAGUAAGUAAAUUAA